AUGAGUAAAUUCUGCUGCACUGCCACCACCACCACGACGAUCGUAACACCCGCUCCGCGCCACAACAGUGUACUGACCCUAAACGGGGGCAAGAGCAUGGCCACCGGGCGUACUCCCUCGGAGGUGGUGUCGCCGCCGACCCACCUCGCGGUCACACCGGAGACACUGGCGCGCAUCAAACAGCGCCAGCAGACGGCCUUUGACUUCUUCGACGAGACACUGCAGCUGUACGGCGUGGAGCAGCUGAUAUUCUGCUUCAACGGCGGCAAGGACUGCACCGUGCUGCUGGAUCUGCUGAUGCGCUAUUGCCGCCAGCAGGGCAUCAGCAGCCGUGACAUACCCAUGCUGUAUAUUAAGUCAGACGAUGCCUUUGCGGAGAUCGACGAGUUUGUGGCGCGCUGCGUGCAGCACUACGACGUCCAACUGAUCGAGUACGAGGAGUCGCUGAAGGAGGCUCUUACCCACAUGUCGGCGGAUAUGCCCCGCAUCAAGGCCGUGUUCGUGGGCAGCCGCAACACGGAUCCCUACUGCGAGCAUCUGGCACCCAUGCAGCCGACGGACAAUGGUUGGCCGCCAAUGAUGCGACUGAAUCCGCUGCUGGAGUGGUCCUACCAUGACGUCUGGCACUACAUUCACAUGAACUGCGUGGCAUACUGCCCGCUAUAUGAUCGGGGCUAUACCUCCAUUGGCUACAGGUCCAAUACGGUGCCCAAUCCGCAUUUGAAACGCCUCGACUCCAGCGACUUUCGUCCUGCCUGGGAGCUGGCGGAUCCCACGCUGGAGCGGGCAGGGCGCGUGUCGCGCAAGCAGUAGCGACCCUCUGCCUGUCUACUCCUUAAAAUUAGUUAGUCACAAACUGUAUAUAUUUGGGUGUUUUGGAUGCAUCGGACCUAUUGACGAUCUACAAAUAUAAAUUUAUUUUUUUUUAUACCACUCAAA
Messenger RNA from Drosophila guanche, 939 nucleotides. It is a transcript of the gene Flad1, whose product is annotated as FAD synthase. Gene Ontology annotation, molecular function: FMN adenylyltransferase activity. Bases 1 to 813 code for a protein of 270 amino acids. The transcript has 2 exons. The record is from RefSeq and is a predicted model, not a curated record. Lineage: Eukaryota; Metazoa; Arthropoda; Insecta; Diptera; Drosophilidae. Gene Ontology annotation, biological process: FAD biosynthetic process.